CUCCAGCUCCUGCCGCAGGUCCUCCAGGCACCGUCCCUGCGCCGACACCCUGGAGAUUGGGAUGCUCUUGUCCAAAAUCAACUCGCUUGCCCACCUGCGCGCCGCGCCCUGCAACGACCUGCACGCCACCAAGCUGGCGCCCGGCAAGGAGAAGGAGCCCCUGGAGUCGCAGUACCAGGUGGGCCCGCUACUGGGCAGCGGCGGGGACGGGUGCGGCCCCGUCUCCUCAGGCAUCCGUGUCGCCGACAACUUGCCGGUGGCCAUCAAACACGUGGAGAAAGAUCGGAUUUCAGACUGGGGGGAGCUGCCCAAUGGCACCCGAGUGCCCAUGGAAGUGGUCCUACUGAAGAAGGUGAGCUCGGGCUUCUCCGGCGUCAUUAGGCUCCUGGACUGGUUCGAGAGGCCCGACAGUUUCGUCCUGAUCUUGGAGAGGCCCGAGCCGGUGCAAGACCUCUUCGACUUUAUCACGGAAAGGGGGGCUCUGCAGGAGGAGCUGGCCCGCAGCUUCUUCUGGCAGGUGCUGGAGGCCGUGCGGCACUGUCACAACUGCGGGGUGCUCCACCGCGACAUCAAGGACGAGAACAUCCUCAUCGACCUCAAUCGCGGCGAGCUCAAGCUCAUCGACUUCGGGUCGGGGGCGCUGCUCAAGGACACGGUCUACACGGACUUCGAUGGGACCCGAGUGUACAGCCCUCCAGAGUGGAUCCGCUACCAUCGCUACCACGGCAGGUCGGCGGCCGUGUGGUCCCUGGGGAUCCUGCUCUACGACAUGGUGUGCGGAGAUAUCCCUUUCGAGCACGACGAGGAGAUCAUCCGGGGCCAGGUUUUCUUCAGGCAGAGGGUCUCUUCAGAGUGUCAGCAUCUCAUUAGAUGGUGCUUGGCCCUGAGACCAUCUGAUAGGCCGUCCUUCGAAGAAAUCCAGAACCAUCCGUGGAUGCAAGACGUCCUCCUACCCCAGGAAACUGCUGAGAUCCACCUGCACAGCCUGUCUCCAGGACCCAGCAAAUAGCAGCCUUUCGGGCAGGGCAGGUCCUUCCCUCCCUGUCAGAUGCCCCAGGGAGGGGAAGCCUCUGUCUCCGAGAACCAGAGAACACUUCCCGCCAAGCAGGACAGUGCUUGAUACAGGAACAACAUUUACAACUCAUUCCAGACCCCAGGGCCUGGAGGCUGCUUCCCAAGGGGGGAAGAGACUCCGCUCCAGGCGUCCUAGGCCUCAACCCCUCCCGUAGAUGCUCUCUCCUUCCCGUAGAUGUCCGGGCGUUGGCUGGGCUCUGAAAAUUCCCUGGGGGGCGGGGGGUGGGGGUGGGUCGGAGCCCACCAUGGAACUGUCCCCUUCGUCCUGAGCUCUGCUGAAUGCCGCGAUGGGUCGGGGAGGGGGGGGAACAGGUUGGGAUGGGAUAGGACUAGCACCAUUUUAAGUUCCUGUCACCUCUUCCGACUCUUCUGAGUGCCUUCUGUGGGGACUCCGGCUGUGCUGGGAGAAAUACUUGAACUUGCCUCUUUCCUGCUGCUUCUCCAAAAAUCUGCCUGGGUUUGGUUCCCUGUUUUUCUCCCCCUCCCCUCUCCUUUACAUGAAAGGUGCCAUGGAAGAGGCUACAGGGCCAAACGCUGAGCCACCUGCCCUUUUCCUGCCUCUCUUAGUAAAACUCGGAGCGAACUGGUCUUCCUCUUUAGUUUUUACUUAACUGUUUCCAAGCCAAGACCUCACACACAAAAAAUGCACAAACAAUGCAAAUCAACGGAAAAGCUGUAAAUGUGUGUACAGUCGGCAUGGUAGUCUACAAAAGGAUUGUAGUUGAUCUAAUUUUUAAAAAAAAGUGUUGCCUUUAAGUUAUUUUACCUGUUUCUCUCUCUCUCUCUUUUUUUUUUUUCUGGUUUUGAAAGAUGAGCAUUCUAACCUGGAGGUCAAUGUUAUGUAUUUAUUUAUUUAUUUAUUUGGUUCCCUUCCUGCUCCAAGCUUCCACAGCUGCUGCCCUCAUUUUCUUCCUUCCUUUCCUCCUCUGACUUGGGGACCUUUCGGGGAGGGCUGCAACGCUUGCUCUGUUUGUGGGGUGAUGGGACUCAGGCCGGACAGCUGCCACAGCUCCCUGACUCCGCGGGGCUCCGCACCCACUUACCCCAGUGGGUCGGGCUCCGUGGUGGUGGGGGAUGGCAUUGCUGACUCGUGUACAUAGGGUAGAGAUAAGAAAAAGCAGUUCUGGAUGGUGUGCCUUCCGGAUCCUCUCUGGGGCUGUGUUUUGAGCAGCAUGUAGCCUGCUGGUUUUAUCUGAGUGAAAUACUGUACAGGGGAAUAAAAGAGAUCUUAUUUUUUUUUUUUUUUUAUACUUGGCGUUUUUUGAAUAAAAUCUUUUUGUCUUAA
Molecule: messenger RNA, 2359 nt
Organism: Tupaia belangeri chinensis (Chinese tree shrew)
Lineage: Eukaryota; Metazoa; Chordata; Mammalia; Scandentia; Tupaiidae
Gene: PIM1
Product: Pim-1 proto-oncogene, serine/threonine kinase
Biological process (GO): negative regulation of apoptotic process; protein autophosphorylation
Cellular component (GO): cytoplasm
Molecular function (GO): ATP binding; protein serine/threonine kinase activity
Source: RefSeq, a predicted model, not a curated record